UUGGUUCCGUUCAUCAUCGAUCUAUCCCGUGCCCGUGGAACAUUGAAGAAUCAAGAUCAGAUCAAACUAAUAAAAGAAAAGAAAAGAAAAUAUCUUCAAAUCAUUAGUUUCGUUUCAUUUCAUUCCUCCUCUUUCUCUAUACUAUUUACAUUUCAAGUAAAAAACAAAAAAAAGUUGAAGGAAAGCCAAAACUAGAUUAGAUUAGAACCAAACCAACAACAAAUCAUCUAUCUAUCUCGCGCAGAUCCAUUUCCCUUCACUUUCCCGGGAGAAAAAGAAACCUCCGUUUCGCGAGAAACCCCGUCCGUACAUGGUCUGUUCACGCGGAUCGGGUUGAUUGACCACCACCACCACCACCACCACCACCACCAUCGCGCGUGAGAUGCACACCGCGAGCAGGAGCAACGGCGGCGGCGUGCUGGCGUCGCGGACGAGUUCGCGGUCGGUGACGGAGACGGUGAACGGGUCGCACAAGUUCGUGAUAAAGGGAUACUCCCUGGCGAAGGGGAUCGGAGUGGGGAAACACAUCGCCAGCGAGACGUUCACGGUGGGAGGGUACCAGUGGGCGAUAUACUUCUACCCGGACGGCAAGAACCCCGAGGACAACUCCGCCUACGUCUCCGUCUUCAUCGCCCUCGCCUCCGAGGGCACCGACGUCCGCGCUCUGUUCGAGCUCACGCUGCUCGACCAGAGCGGGAAUGGUAAGCACAAGGUUCACAGCCACUUCGAUCGCUCGCUCGAGAGCGGGCCCUACACUCUCAAGUAUCGCGGCAGCAUGUGGGGGUAUAAGAGAUUUUUCAAACGGGCUCAACUUGAGGCGUCAACUUUCCUCAAAGACGACUGCUUGAAGAUAAACUGCACUGUUGGUGUUGUGGUGUCGUCCAUUGAUUGUUCCAAGUUAAACACAAUACAGGUUCCCGAGUCUGAUAUUGGGGCACAUUUCGGGAUGCUGUUAGAGAAUGAGGAGGGAUCAGAUGUUACUUUCUCUGUCGGUGGAGAAAGGUUUCAUGCACAUAAGCUUGUUUUGGCAGCUCGGUCAACUGCAUUUGAAACUGAGUUUUUCAAUGGGAUGGAGGAGGAUGAUCAUGACAUAGUUGUUACUGACAUGGAACCAAAGGUUUUCAAGGCUUUGCUUCAUUUUAUUUAUAGAGACACUCUAAUAGAUGAUGAAGAGCUCUUUAUGUCACGUUCAUCAUUCUUGCCUUCGGUUUCUGAAUCAUUUGCAGCAAAGUUGUUAGCUGCUGCAGAAAAGUAUGGUUUGCCAAGACUUAAGCUGAUGUGUGAGUCUGUACUUUGCAAAGACAUCUCUAUAGAUUCUGUUGCCUAUAUUCUGGCUCUUGCUGAUCGUUAUCGUGCAACAGAAUUGAAGUCUGUCUGUCUACAAUUUUCUGCUGAAAACCUUGUCGCUGUGAUGCAAUCUGAUGGUUUUGAGUAUCUUAAGGAAAAUUGUCCCUUGCUGCAAUCAGAACUGCUAAAGACUGUGGCUGGAUGCGAGGAGGAAUUUAGUGGAGAAGGAAAGUGUCGAAGUGUGUGGGCUCAAUUUUCUGAUGGUGGUGACACCAAUGAUAGGAGUGUAAGACAACAAACCUGGGAAAAUGGUGUUGAAAGAAGUCAAAGCUUAUGGGUUCACCUUUCGGAUGGUGUUAACAACAAUGAUAGGAGUCCAGGGCAAGAAGCCUGACAAGGUAAGGGAUUCCGUUGGGAGAAGUUAACGUGUCAUUUGUACAGGACCAACCUGCAGGGAUUCCUCCAUUGCAUGCAGUGUUGUUUUUCUUUUCUUUUAACGGGGGAUAGUGGUUGACUGGUUGCGAAUAGUAGAUUCAUCUUGUAACGUUAGUGAUGUAUCUUUUAACAUCAAUGAAUGCUAGCAAGUUAACAAAAUGAGAUGAAGUGACAAAACAAAAGUUCUUGGUUACCUUUGGUUGUAUCUCUAGAUCUUUUCUCUUUUAGGGUUGGAGGUUGCACACCCCGUUUGCUGAACACAGGACAACUCAUUUAUGAUUGCUGUAGCUUUACACCGUGGGAAUUUUCAUCCUUGUGAAUUGUGAAACCUAUGGAUCAAAUUAGACUUGUAUAUAGCCAUUAAACCAUCAAUAUAAUGUGGCUUUAUCUACCCAAUAGUUAAACUAUAAUUGUAUGAGUUUAGUUAUUAUUAUCAA
Molecule: messenger RNA, 2159 nt
Organism: Glycine soja
Lineage: Eukaryota; Viridiplantae; Streptophyta; Magnoliopsida; Fabales; Fabaceae
Product: BTB/POZ and MATH domain-containing protein 4-like
Exons: 5
Coding region: 383-1681 (432 amino acids)
Biological process (GO): protein ubiquitination
Molecular function (GO): protein binding
Source: RefSeq, a predicted model, not a curated record